GAAAUUGAAAAAUAUAUAUAUUUUUUAAGCGAAUUUAUUAAUAAAAUCUAUGUAAUUUGAUUAAUUCAAAGUCAAUUAAUCAAAUUACAUAGAUUAAAUUUUAAUAGAUUAAAAAUAAGAUUUUUUUCUGCUUUUGUUGGCAGUAACAAAACAAGUAUACACUUAUGUAUAGUACAGCUGAUUCUUAAUGAUCUCGUUUUAAGUUUGAAAUCAUCCAGAUGACUGUGGAUAAUGAAACUAGUGAUCAACAAGUAAUUUUUGCAACAGGAGGUUAUGAUCAUACAAUAAAAAUAUGGCAACCACAUACAGGAAAUUGCGAACGUACUUUUACAGAGACAGAAUUUCAAGUAAAUGCUCUAGAUAUUACACCAGAUAAGUAUUUCAUAGGCGCAGCAGGAUAUCAACAUAUUCGUAUGUACGAUUUGGGAGCAAACGAUCCAAAUCCAAUUAUCACUUACGAAGGUGGUUCUAAAAAUAUCAGUGGAUUUGGUUUUCAGGAAGAAGGCAAAUGGAUGUAUACGGGUGGAGAGGAUUGUUCCGCACGUAUAUGGGAUCUUAGAUAUUAUAAUGGUAAAUGUCAAAGAAUAUUUCAAGUCUCUGCCCCUGUAAAUUGCGUAUGCUUACAUCCUAAUCAAGCGGAAUUAAUAGUCGGCGAUCAAAGCGGUGUUAUACAUUUAUGGGAUCUUCGUUCGGAUCAUAACGAACAAUUGAUACCAGAAACUGAAGCUUCUAUUCAAGAUGUUACAAUAAAUCAAGAUGGUACAUAUAUGGCUGCUGUAAAUAAUAAAGGUCAUUGUUACAUUUGGACGCUUACGGGGGGUGUAGGAGAGGAACCAACUAGACCUAUUCCUCGUCAUAAACUUUUGGCUCAUAAACGUUAUGCAUUACGUUGUAAAUUUAGUCCUGAUUCUACUUUGCUUGUAACUACGUCUGCUGAUCAAACUGCUAGAGUAUGGAGAACUACAGAUUUCUCAGAGGUGCAAGUAUUGCAACAUGAAGCAAAACGUUGGGUUUGGGAUGCAGCUUUCAGUGCAGAUUCACAAUAUAUAUUUACUGCUUCUUCUGAUGGCAUUGCAAGAUUGUGGAAUGUUUCAACGGGAGCGAUAGAACGCGAGUAUAAAGGUCACCAGAAAGCAGUAACUGCAUUGGUAUUUUACGAAGAAGCUGUAUCGACGGCUUAAUAGCUGAAACGAAAGAUUUUUGAUUAAAGUUAAACCAAGUGCGUGAAUGAAUAUUAAAAGGAAGAAAAAAUCUAAAAUUCAAAAAGGUUUUGAUAUUCUGCUGAUUAUGGAGCUUUCGUUCCUUAUAUCAAACAAAUAUAUGACUCGUCGUUUAGAAGAACGAUAAACGAAAUGUUACGACCAUAAACGAAGUAUAUUUACUUGAAACGAACGCUUAGCGUAUCAGUCAAUCGAGUAUCCUCUAACGAGCAUCAACUCGAAUCGUAUGUUUCCGUUGUCGUCAUAGUGUUUUUUUUCUAUUCAAAUAUUCUUUGUUACGAAAUUCUUUCGAAAGUUAGAAUAGACAAUAUGUUUAAACAGUGCCGCAUAAGAUAAGGAAUAUCGUUAUCGUUCUAUUACUACUUAUUGACUUCAUCUCCCCCUUUUUCUAUCUCUAUAUAUUUACUAGUAUAUCAGUAAUACUACUCGAUUAGGAUGAUACGUAGGUUCAUCUUUCAAACGUCAAGAAAGUUGUUAGAGCUGCAUAGUGCAAGAAAAGAACAUGUUAGAAAUCUGCAUUUCAAGUUUUAUCCGAACCCAAGGUCGCUCGUAUCAGAGCGUGAGUAAAUUAUUGCAUAAUUCCAGAUGAAAGUUUCAUUAAAAAUAUUCUAUUCCGUUUUUCAAUUAGAGAUUUUUUUAUUAAAUAUUGUUUAUAACAAACGUAUGGAUUAUGUCGAUUAAUAAUAACAAAAGUUAAAAUAAUA
This is a messenger RNA of Vespula vulgaris, 1924 nucleotides long. RefSeq names its product target of rapamycin complex subunit lst8 (gene Lst8). NCBI's taxonomy places the organism in Eukaryota, Metazoa, Arthropoda, Insecta, Hymenoptera, Vespidae. The transcript is spliced from 9 exons. The coding region runs from base 219 to 1181 and encodes 320 amino acids. Gene Ontology annotation, cellular component: TORC2 complex; TORC1 complex. The record is from RefSeq and is a predicted model, not a curated record. Gene Ontology annotation, biological process: TOR signaling; regulation of actin cytoskeleton organization. Gene Ontology annotation, molecular function: protein binding.